Molecule: messenger RNA, 2631 nt
Organism: Pecten maximus
Lineage: Eukaryota; Metazoa; Mollusca; Bivalvia; Pectinida; Pectinidae
Product: keratin-associated protein 16-1-like
Exons: 1
Coding region: 1-2631 (876 amino acids)
Source: RefSeq, a predicted model, not a curated record
AUGAAGUGUAUGUUUCUCUUGAUACUGUACUAUCAGCCAGAUUUGUGUCAUGGCAAGUAUGUCACGGCCAGUGUGUCACAACCAAUGUGUCACAACCAGUGUGUCACAACCAGUGUGUCACAACCGGUGUGUCACGGCCAGUGUGUCACAACCAAUGUGUCACGGCCAGUGUGUCACAACCGGUGUGUCACGGCCAGUGUGUCACAACCAGUGUGUCACGGCCAGUGUGUCACAACCAGUGUGUCACGGCCAGUGUGUCACAACCAGUGUGUCACAACCGGUGUGUCACGGCCAGUGUGUCACAACCUGUGUGUCACGGCCAGUGUGUCACAACCGGUGUGUCACGGCCAGUGUGUCACAACCAAUGUGUCACAACCAGUGUGUCACAACCAAUGUGUCACAACCAAUGUGUCACAACCAGUGUGUCAUGGCCAGUGUGUCACAACCAGUGUGUCACAACCGGUGUGUCACGGCCAGUGUGUCACAACCAGUGUGUCACAACCAGUGUGUCACAACCAGUAUGUCACAACCGGUGUGUCACGGCCAGUGUGUCACAACCAGUGUGUCACAACCAAUGUGUCACAACCAGUGUGUCAUGGCCAGUGUGUCACAACCAGUGUGUCACAACCGGUGUGUCACGGCCAGUUUGUCACGGCCAGUGUGUCACAACCGGUGUGUCACGGCCAGUGUGUCACAACCGGUGUGUCAUGGCCAGUGUGUCACAACAGGUAUGUCACAACUGGUGUGUCACAACCGGUGUGUCACAGCCAGUGUGUCACGGCCAGUGUGUCACAACCAGUAUGUCACGGCCAGUGUGUCACAACCAGUGUGUCACAACCGGUGUGUCACAGCCAGUGUGUCACAACCAGUGUGUCACAACCAGUGUGUCACGGCCAGUGUGUCACAACCGGUGUGUCACGGCCAGUGUGUCACAACCGGUGUGUCACGGCCAGUGUGUCACAACCGGUGUGUCACGGCCAGUGUGUCACAACCGGUGUGUCAUGGCCAGUGUGUCACAACCAGUGUGUCACAACGGUGUGUCACGGCCAGUGUGUCACAACCGGUAUGUCACAACUGGUGUGUCACAGCCAGUGUGUCACAGCCAGUGUGUCACGGCCAGUGUGUCACAACCAGCAUGUCACAACCAGUAUGUCACGGCCAGUGUGUCACAACCAGUAUGUCACAACCGCUGUGUCACAGCCAGUGUGUCACAACCAGUGUGUCACAACCAGUGUGUCACGGCCAGUGUGUCACAACCGGUGUGUCAUGGCCAGUGUGUCACAACCGGUGUGUCACGGCCAGUGUGUCACAACCGGUAUGUCACAACUGGUGUGUCACAGCCAGUGUGUCACAGCCAGUGUGUCACAGCCAGUGUGUCACGGCCAGUUUGUCACAACCAGUAUGUCACGGCCAGUGUGUCACAACCAGUAUGUCACAACCGGUGUGUCACGGCCAGUGUGUCACAACCAGUAUGUCACAACCGGUGUGUCACGGCCAGUGUGUCACGGCCUGUGUGUCACAACCAGUGUGUCACAAACAAUGUGUCACAACCGGUGUGUCAUGGCCAGUGUGUCACAACCGGUAUGUCACAACUGGUGUGUCACAGCCAGUGUGUCACGGCCAGUGUGUCACGGCCAGUGUGUCACAACCAGUAUGUCACAACCAGUAUGUCACGGCCAGUGUGUCACAACCAGUAUGUCACAACCGGUGUGUCACAGCCGGUGUGUCACAACCGGUGUGUCACGGCCAGUGUGUCACAACCGGUGUGUCACGGCCAGUGUGUCACAACCAGUGUGUCACAACCGGUGUGUCACGGCCAGUGUGUCACAACCGGUAUGUCACAACUGGUGUGUCACAACCGGUAUGUCACAACUGGUGUGUCACAGCCAGUGUGUCACAGCCAGUGUGUCACGGCCAGUGUGUCACAACCAGUAUGUCACAACCAGUAUGUCACGGCCAGUGUGUCACAACCAGUAUGUCACAACCGGUGUGUCACAGCCAGUGUGUCACAACCAGUGUGUCACAACCAGUGUGUCACGGCCAGUGUGUCACAACCGGUGUGUCACGGCCAGUGUGUCACAACCGGUGUGUCACGGCCAGUGUGUCACAACCGGUGUGUCACGGCCAGUGUGUCACAACCGGUGUGUCACGGCCAGUGUGUCACAACCGGUGUGUCACGGCCAGUGUGUCACAACCGGUGUGUCACGGCCAGUGUGUCACAACCAGUGUGUCACAACCGGUGUGUCACGGCCAGUGUGUCACAACCGGUAUGUCACAACUGGUGUGUCACAGCCAGUGUGUCACAGCCAGUGUGUCACGGCCAGUUUGUCACAACCAGUAUGUCACAACCAGUAUGUCACGGCCAGUGUGUCACAACCAGUAUGUCACAACCGGUGUGUCACGGCCAGUGUGUCGCAACCAGUAUGUCACAACCGGUGUGUCACGGCCAGUGUGUCACGGCCUGUGUGUCACAACCAGUGUGUCACAAACAAUGUGCCACAACCAUUGUGUCACAAACAGUGUGCCACAACCAAUGUGUCACAACAUAUUGUGUCACAAACAGUGUGUGACGGCCAGUUUGUCACGGCCAGUGUGUCACAACCAGUAUGUCACAACCAGUGUGUCAUAUAA